CCCCCAGCGCGGCGCCCAAGAGCCGGGCCCGCGCCUGGGUCUUCGCUCUGGUGCGCUUCCCGGCCCGACCAGACCCGACCAUGGCAUCCGCGGCGCCCGGCGGGGUGGUGAUCGUGGGCAGUGGACUCAUUGGACGAAGCUGGGCUAUGUUGUUUGCCAGUGGAGGCUUCAAGGUGAAACUCUAUGAUGUUGAGCAACAGCAGAUAAAAAAUGCCCUGGAAAACAUCAGAAGGGAACUGAAGUCACUGGAGGAGGCCGGUUCCCUGAAAGGCUGCUUGAGUGUGCAGGAGCAGCUGUCGCUCAUCAGUGGCUGUUCUAGUCUCCAAGAAGCAGUAGAGGGCGCCGUGCACAUUCAGGAGUGUGUUCCAGAAAACCUAGAGCUGAAGAAGAAGAUCUUUGCGCAGUUGGAUCGCAUCGUCGACGACAGGGUUGUCCUCAGCAGCUCCAGCUCUUGCCUCCUGCCGUCCAGGCUGUUUGCCGGCUUGGCUCACGUGCAGCAGUGCCUCGUGGCUCACCCUGUGAAUCCACCGUAUUACGUCCCUCUGGUUGAGCUGGUCCCACACCCAGAGACGGCCCCUGCCACAGUGGACAGAACCCACGCCCUGAUGACGAAGAUCGGACAGUGCCCGGUGCGCCUGCUGAAGGAGGUGGACGGCUUCGCCCUGAACCGCCUGCAGUACGCGGUCAUCAGCGAAGCCUGGCGGCUGGUGGAGGAAGGAGUGCUGUCUCCCACCGACCUCGACCUCGUCAUGUCGGAAGGGCUGGGCACGCGGUACGCGUUCAUCGGGCCCCUGGAAACGAUGCAUCUCAAUGCGGAAGGUAUGUUAAACUACUGUGACAGAUACAGCGAAGGCAUGAAACGUGUCCUGAAGACGUUUGGACCCAUUCCAGAGUUUUCCAGGGACACGGUUGAGAAGGUUAAUCAGGCCAUGUGCAUGAAGGUUCCUGAUGACCCAGAGAACUUAGCUGCCAGAAGGCAGUGGAGGGACGACUGCCUCAUGCGACUCUCCAAGCUGAAGCGUCAGAUGCAGCCCCAGUGAGUUUCUCGUGCUGUGACUGCCACUCCUCUCAUUGGAAGUCCUGUUUGAGAAAAUCAGAGCACUUAAUCAGAUCUCCGCACAGUGACGUGCCGUAGAGACCCUGCGCUGGCGCCGGGUGGCCUUCCAGUCACUGGGUCACAGCCUGGGGGGGAUGUGGCAGCAGCGCUGGGGUCCUCGGGGCUGUGGGUUUCCUGCCCCCCUCCACCCCCCAGGCACAGGGUUUGAAGAUUUUCAGUUUUUGUUUUCAGAGUGGUUACGUAUGGCUGUAUUUUGUAGCCCCUGAUUGUAGUUUCAUUUGAAUCUGUGGCAAAAUAGCUUUAUAAAUAUUUUCUAAUCCAUUUGUGCGUAUUCGCUGAUGCUGCAUUUGUGAGGCAACUGCUUUCAUUUUGCUAAUGAUUAUUCUGAAUAAAAGUUCAUGAGUAUAUAAAGACA
This is a messenger RNA of Lemur catta (Ring-tailed lemur), 1472 nucleotides long. It is a transcript of the gene CRYL1, whose product is annotated as crystallin lambda 1. The transcript has 8 exons. Gene Ontology annotation, biological process: fatty acid metabolic process. The record is from RefSeq and is a predicted model, not a curated record. Lineage: Eukaryota; Metazoa; Chordata; Mammalia; Primates; Lemuridae. The coding region runs from base 81 to 1040 and encodes 319 amino acids. Gene Ontology annotation, molecular function: L-gulonate 3-dehydrogenase activity; NAD+ binding.